Messenger RNA from Spodoptera frugiperda (fall armyworm), 6208 nucleotides. It is a transcript of the gene Arms, whose product is annotated as kinase D-interacting substrate of 220 kDa B. The transcript has 25 exons. Bases 182 to 4750 code for a protein of 1522 amino acids. Lineage: Eukaryota; Metazoa; Arthropoda; Insecta; Lepidoptera; Noctuidae. The record is from RefSeq and is a predicted model, not a curated record. Gene Ontology annotation, molecular function: protein binding.
GCGCUCGUCGCCGGCCACCGCGCCGCAGUCUGUCUCUGGCGUCGUCCACGCCACACGUUAUUUACACCGACGCCUGCACCGCCUUUAGUGUUUGCGAAAUAUUAUGAAUACUCAACUCUACUUCAAAACUUCCUAGUGAAAUAGUUUUUACAUUAGUUUGUGCUAUGUGACCAGUUUUAAAAUGAACAAGGAAGAUUCUCAGUGUGGCCCUAGCAAAGGUGGUCGUGGGUCGAGGUCGGCUCGGUUGCUCACGGAUAGUAUAUCGUCUGACGAGGGUCCAGAGACGGAAUGCUUGCUGUCGGCGCAGCUGCAGGCGGUGGUAGUGAACCCGGUGACGAGACGUCGAGAGUCCCUGACUGCGCCGCCCUCGCCGACCGAAUCCCGCAAGAAGCGGGACCACCACCACCGCCAACACAACUACAAGAACCACUUGCACCAUCUCAUCCACUGGAGAGAUAUCUGGAGCGGAGAGCCGCACAAAGGUCAUGAGAGCCUGCACCGCAGCGAGUCGAUGGUAUCACUGGCUUGCUUCCGGACGCUCUCGCAGCUCGUCAACAGCGACAACCUGGCAGAACUGCAACAGUACAUCGCCAACAACAAGAAUGUUUGCAUCGACGACAAAGAUGAGAAUGGCACAACAGCCCUCAUGUGUGCGAGCGAGAAUGGGAGACUGGCAGCGGUGCGGAUGUUGCUUGGAGCCGGCGCGGAUGCCACGGCUGCGGAUGCAGACGGAUGGACACCACUGGCGUUUGCGGCCCGUGGGGGACAUCUGGCCAUUGCUAAGGAACUGCUAGACGCCGGAGCUAUUGUCGAUUCUAGGGACUGUGGCGGUUGGACACCGUUGCUAUGGGCGUCGUACAAGGGACACGAGGAGAUCGUGGCUUUACUGCUGGAGAAAGGAGCUGACGUUCAUGCACAUGGGAAUUAUAAUAUUAACUCGCUAGUAUGGGCAGCGGGUCGCAAGCACAGCGGGGUUGUGCAACGGCUAUUGGCUGCGGGUGCGCGGCCGAACUCGUGCGACAAGUACGCCACGUCCGCGCUAACAUGGGCGGCGAGGGCUGGCGAUGUCGCGUCGUGCGCGUCGCUGUUAAGAGCUGGUGCUGAUGCCAACACCGCUGGCAUGUACUGCUGGACUCCACUGCUGCAAGCUACUCAUGGCAACCACUUCGAGAUCGUCCAAAUGCUGCUAGAACACAAGCCGAAUGUGAACGCGUUAGACAAGGACGGGUAUACCGCGCUAGCCAUCGCAUGUAAAGAGGGAUACUACGAUAUUGCUUUGGCUCUUAUUAACUCCGGCGCUUAUAUUAACGUGCAGGACCAAUCAAAAGACACGCCAUUAAUCCACGCAGUAAAAGCCGGACACAAGAAUAUAGUGGAAGCGCUACUAAAGAAACAUGUGGAUGUGGACUUGCCAGGCAAAGAGAAGAAGACGCCGGUGUACACUGCCACGGAGAAAGGACAUGUGGCCAUACUCAAGUUGCUACUGGCUUCCAACCCCGACCUCGAACAUAGUACUGUGAGCGGCGACACUCCACUGAUGCGAGCGGUGCGUUCUCGUAAUGCGGAAAUGGUACAAUUGCUGCUGGAACGCAAGGCGCGCGUCAACGUCGCAGACAUCAGGGGAGAUACGGCGCUGCAUAUCGCCAUGAGGGCUCGGUCUAAGCAAAUCGUGGAAAUACUCCUAAGGAAUCCGAAGAACAGUCAAUUAUUGUAUAAGCCGAAUAAAUUGAAUGAAACUCCUUACAAUAUAGAUAUGAGUUACAAUAAGACUAUACUAGGACAGAUAUUUGGCGCCCGCAAGUUGAAUACUAAUGAAGACAAUGAGAAUAUGUUAGGUUAUGAAUUAUAUAGUGCUGCACUAGCCGAUAUGCUGUCCGAACCAAGCCUUUCAGUACCAAUAACUGUCGGACUAUACGCCCGAUGGGGAUCGGGGAAAUCAUUUUUGCUCAAUAAACUUAAAGAGGAGAUGAAGAACUUUGCCCGGCAAUGGAGUGAGACAGGCUGGGCGUGGUCGUGGGCGGUGUGGUGGGGCGCGUGGCACGUGGCGCUGUCUGCGUCGGCCGUCGCGGCCGUGGCGGGGGCGCCGCCCUACGUCGCGCUAGGGCUCUGCUUCGCGCUCUUCGCCUUCAUAUACAUAGCCCUGUAUAUACUCUGGUACACUGGGAAUAAAUACGAGUGGUGGUGGGCGGGAGGAGUACUGUCGGCCCUGGGCCGCAAGUUCAGCUCAUUGUUACUGGCGCUGCAGGUGGUUUUCUGCCACCCACCGGGACCUAACGACCCUAGAGCGUUGCCAGCGACACCUAUAAGAUUUCAUUUCACGGAGGGUAUGAAAAGCGGGGGAGGACAGGAGGGAGAGGCAAUGGUAGUUCAAAUGAUAGCGAGCUUAGGUGAGGCACUGGAGUGUCAGUACGGGAGGAUAUGCACUCGCUUGGCGAGAGCCUUCCGACCUAAACCUGUGUCAUCUACGUCUGGUUGGAAAUGGCGGCGAGUUUGCUGUAUUCCCCACAUAAUCACGUUCGAGUUGUGCUUCACCUGCAUUAUCGUUGGCUUCUGCGUGCUCAUCAUGUACUUAACCGACCGGGAUCCUGACCCACAGCGGCGGGAGAUCCAGCAGGGGCUGAUGAUCGGCGCCUGCGCAGUGAGCGGCGCCGCGCUGCUCGCCAACCUAUACACCUGCGCACGGGUACUCGCCGCGCUCAUCCGCGCGCCGCGCUCCAGGCUCGCCAGGGCUGCUGCAUCUUCUCCGGCCGGGCUGAGACCUGAGGUCCAGGCUUUGACGCAUGUGGUAUCAUGUCUAGACGCGUUCACCGGUCAACAAACCCGCCUAGUGGUAGUAGUGGAUGCCUUAGACAGCUGCGAACAAGAGAAGGUGCUAGCCUUACUGAACGCCGUCCAUGCUCUCUGCUCAGACCCCAAGAGCCCCUUCAUUCUACUCCUGGCCAUAGACCCACACAUCAUCAGCAAGGCAGUGGAAAUAAACAGUCGGCGAGCGUUCUGCGAGAGCAACAUAGGAGGAUGGGACUACCUUCGAAACAUGGUGCAGUUGCCGUUCUACCUCCAGAACUCGGCUCUACGCAGGGUGAAGACUGCCCAGCAAACUGCCGCCAGAAGAAUGCAAGUCAUCAUGGCUGAUGACUUUUCUACCUCACUGCAGAGAUCUGUAUCAGCACGCCGUCUAUCUUCAACAUCAGAACUCAUGUCAAGUCAAGAGCGUAUCAAGGGCCAAGCGGCGCGGGAACGUCGGCUCCGGCCUUCGGAGUCUGUGGCCUCGUCCGUAGCCUCAGGGCUCCACAGGGGGGCCACGGGUGGCGUGGGGGGUGCGGGGGCCGCGGACCUCAACAGGGUGCUACUGACUGAUGACUACUUCAGCGAUGUUAAUCCCAGGAGCAUGAGGCGGCUUAUGAACGUGCUGUAUGUUACUGGUCGUCUGUUAAAGGCGUUCCAGAUAGAGUUUAACUGGUACCAGUUGGCGUCGUGGGUGAACCUUACGGAGCAGUGGCCGUUCCGCACCUCCUGGAUCAUCUACCACCACGAGACGUAUGAGGAGCACAUCGACGACUCCACCUCACUCAAACAUAUUUAUGAAAAAGUAAAACCCCUAAUGAGCGGUCUCCGUGAAGCCAGCACGUUGAUGGAGCUGGACCGUGACGAGCGGAAACUGGAGGUGUUCCUCAGCUUCCACCGCGCCACGCUCACUGCAGCAGAUCUCAAGAUAUUCCUGCCGUUCACCAUCAACCUUGAUCCUUACAUUAAGAAGCUUAUCAAAGAAGAACAAAUGCAAAGUGGAGUGGAGGAAGACGCGGGCGCUGCAGGCGCGGCCGCCGCCGGCCUUACUUGGGGACAACCACACACGAGGCAGCCACACUCCAAACUCUUCCCUAGGAAACACCGUUCGUCUCCACCGACUCAGCCGACGGCGGCGGGUCCGGUCCCUGCUCAGCAGAUGUGGGUGGGGUGGGCCAACACUAGCGCGGGGUUCGUCCCCCAGGCCAUCAACUCGCAACCAUUCCCCCCACCGCAGUACCAACCCCCACCAGCGACACAGCAACCACAACCACAGCAACCAACGCAGAAUCCUUUCCAUAUGCUGAGGACUGCGUUCCCUAGUUUGUCGGACGUGUCCAACAUCCGUCUGUCGACGCUGAGCGUGGAGCGGGUAUGUGGCGUGGUUCGACAGGCGCUGGGCGCGGGCGCCGAGCACUGCGCCGCGCAGCUCACAAGGCACAACGUCUGCGGACUCGUGCUCGCCGUCUGCAGGCUGCAGGACCUCGAACCGGUUCUAGAACUGCCCUUUGGAGAUUGGGAAUUAUUCAAACUGCUUAUUGUAAAUCUACGUGAACUAGAAGCAAAUAUGCCGUCGACGGUACCGACGGUAGCAGUAAUGACAGAAAAAUCAGCAGAAACGGAAAUUGACUCUGCAAAGCCACCAAGACACACACUAGAGACCCAACGCAGUCGGCCUUCAAACGUUGAGAAACAGGUAACUCUGGAGGAGCAAAUGAUCUGCGGCGCGCUCCAAACACUAAACGAGGAGGCCCUCGAGGACGUGCUACAGUCGGAGCCCCCCUCCCACCCAGGUGAGCCCCUCCGCACCAUCCGCGAGUACCCGCCGCCCUCUCCCUCCCCUGGGGAUGAAGCCCUCCCACCCGCACUCCCUCUGCCCCUCCCUCCCGCGCCCGUGCCUGCUGACGAGCCAGAAACGCGCCGCGACCACGUCGUUGUCAACUUCACCGAUGAUGUGUUCCUGUAAGCCUCACGCUGAGCUUACAUCCAGCGUCGAGCUAACCGGUACUUGCCUUACGACCUCAGUAAGAAAGUACUCGUCAAUAGACAAGCAACACGUAUGUGAAGACAACUGCACUCGUACACCGCGAGAUGAGUGCUCAUUCAUUCUUCUAAGCAUACUCGCUGCUAUGGCAUUUAUACGUGUGCCAAAAUAAUGAUAAUUAUUUAUUCAAUUUCAGAAUUAUUUAAUUUGUUAGCUAAGCUAAGUACUUAAGCCUGAGCCACAUUUGCUUCGCAAUACACAUGGCUUUCCAAAUAAUAAUUUUAAGCAUGAUUGCUUUAUUAAUGUAAUAAAUUGAUAUUACUUAUAAUGUUUGUGCACAUGAAACAUAGAAAAGACAAUUGGCGUUGUGAUUUUAGUAAUAGAUUUCCGUAAGCUAAUGAAAGUCGAAUAAGAAAUAUGCAUCCAACUCAUGAGACUCAAAUAAUUUAGUUUUAUUGUUCCUGUAUUGUUUACUAUGCAUAUUUCCUGUUUAAUUGUAUUAGAAAAAGUAUUAUAGUAUUAUUUGAAAUCGAUGUAUUGGCAUUAAUUUAUUUGGUUGUAAUUUGCUAAUUGUAUACGUAAGCUGUAGUGAAUACUGUAUUAUACUAUUUGUUACUGCGUGACACGCACUAAUUAUGUGCAAGCUCAAUGUGUAAUCUCCAUUACGUUUAACUUUGGAAAAAGAUUCCGUGCUGUGUAACAUAAUAAAUACAGCCCUCAAAUACCUUUUGUAUGUCAUGGUCACUCCAUGAACAUACCGCGAACAACAAUAUCGAUCGGUUAUACGAAUUCGUUACUGAACACUACUGUUUAUGCAAAUAGUAUAAUUACGUAUACCUAUUAUACUCCAAAGCAUAUUGUUUGUUAGAAUUUGCUACUAUUUAAUUCAGCAUUCCAGUAAAUAUUGCCAUUUUAUGUUAGUAAUGUAGGCUGUGCCCUUAUACUUUAUUUUAUUCAUUGUAAUUAUUCCAUACGUACCUAUAUAAUAAGAAGCAUGGAUAUUUUAGAAUCAAGUGACCACGACGAUUGUUUGAUUUUAAAAUGUUUGAAUGAAACAUAUCCUGUGCCAUUGACAUUAUUUUCAUUUUAUGAUACAAACAACAAUUCCAAUGUAUUGUUUAUAAUUUAUUCGAUGGUUAAUUAAGUUCGGUUUAAGAUUCCUCUGAAAGUAGUUUCAUUGUACUGAUUGUAUUGAGAAUCUUUAAUAGAAAACAAGAUUAUUGUUGUCAUUUAUAGCAUAUCUUUAGUGUAGGAGUUUACAGACAAUUACUGAGUAGAUAGGAUUUUGAAUAUUCUAUGUAAUUAAGGAUGUUUCAAAUGUGAUAUUACAUUUUGGUCACUGACGGUUCUUAUAGCUGUAUUUCUAGACCUGUUGUAUCAUUCCUUCUUUUAGGCAAACAUUUCCACUAUUUACGGAUAAAUAAAUAUACAAUAGUUACA